Molecule: messenger RNA, 632 nt
Organism: Hibiscus syriacus
Lineage: Eukaryota; Viridiplantae; Streptophyta; Magnoliopsida; Malvales; Malvaceae
Product: dynamin-like protein ARC5
Exons: 2
Coding region: 257-583 (108 amino acids)
Source: RefSeq, a predicted model, not a curated record
UUCUCCGCUAAAGAAAUCAUUAGUAAAGUGAAAUACAAACACUGUCCGAAUUUGACUAUUAUAGAUACUCCAGGGCUUAUUGCUCCUGCUCCUGCUCGGACUAAUCAUGCUUUGCAGGUGUUUUCUCAAUCCACCAAGUAUUUCUAGUUAGUUUUGUUCCAUAAAUUUCUGUAAUUGUGAUUCUUGUAUUUGGUGGUGAGUGGUAACAUGCAAGCAGAGCCAAGCGCGAGCGGUGGAGUCCUUAGUGAAAACAAAGAUGCAGCAUAAAGAAUUCAUUAUAUUAUGCCUUGAAGAUUGUAGUGACUGGAGUAAUGCAAUGACAAGGAGGGUUGUAAUGCAAGUUGAUCCAGAGCUUUCAAGAACUGUCAUUGUCUCUACCAAACUUGAUACCAAAAUUCCUCAGUUUGCACGUUCUUCUGAUGUGGAAGUUUUUCUCUCUCCACCUGCAUGUACGCUUGAUGGCUUCAUAUUGGGCAACUCUCCUUUCUUUACAUCUCUGCCUUCUGGAAGAGUUGGUUCUGAGCAUGAUUGCGUUUACAGUUCAAAUGAAGAGUUUAAACGGGUUUGCUCCUGCUUCCAGUAAAAUCAUGGAGUUGAUUAUGGUACCGAGACGUUUUUUCUUCUUUUGUGGC